GUCAGGCCAGUGUGGUUUUCCUACCACUUAUCUGGUGGUGGCUCAUAAGACGCUGCACACUGCUACUGCUUCACUCUAGAGAAAAGUGGGUUCACGCAGCAAACAUCUGCAAAGAAGUGAAAGAGAGAACGAGCUGCACAGCUCAGGCACUGGACUGUGAGCGGCCCAGAAUAGCUCCCUGGGCCUUUAAAGGCGAGGCAGUAACGGGAUCUGCGCUGUCAGCCGGCGCUGCUGGAAAGAUUUACGUAACGCAGCCCCGCGCGCGCAGCGCAAGCCACGCCCUCCCACGCUCACGGGAAGUGAAAGCUGGAAGCGCGACCGAGGCACGGGCAGCGAAUGUCACACCUGGAACUAACGCUUCUGCUGAAACGAGGACUGCCGCGUAAUGGCUGCUCUCGGACUUGUCUUCUCUUUUUGCAUCUGGCUCCUGCUGAGUCGUCGCUCCUCCGCUAAAAACGACGCUCCCUGCCAGCUCUCCAAGUGGAACAACGGCUACGACACGUUCGUCAAGCGCCACCUCCCGUCCGGCACGCCCGGCUCCCUGGACCAGAACGACUGGGAGCGCUUCAUCCGCAACAAGGGCUGCAACAGGCCGACGCAGUCCUUCCUGCGCACGUCGGACCUGGAGCGCGUGAGGGACGUGUGCACGAGCCGAGGGGGGAAGGUGUACAAGGGCAACCUGUGCAUCAGCAGGCGGCCUUUCACCUUCGUGACCGUGAGGAGCGAAGUGGGAACCUGCGGGAUAAAGAGCGUCCGGGAGGAGACCAAGCAUCUGAUCCUGGCCUGUGAGCUGCUGUCCGGGCAGCAGGACCAGUGCCUGCCGGUCCACUUCGAGGGGAACCCCGAGGACGCGCAGCCCGACAACAACGCCAGAGGCUGCAGGGACCCACAGAACCACGCUCCCGGUCCCGAAACCACUCGCCUCUGGUUGUUGCCUCUGCUUGUUUUAGCUGUUAUUUAUGGGUAUUAACGUUUUUAUAAAGUCACAUAGAGCAUUUUACCUUUGUAUACUGACAUUUUUAUAACUUUUAAACAGUAUUUAAAAAAUGGCAGAAGAAUUUCCUUUUGUAAAUGUUUUAGUACAUGUUCUCAGUAUUUUUUGCUUGUGCUUGUUUACAUGAGUUGUUUUUUAUGCUUGAUCAGUGCUUUCACUUAUCGCAGUUUACUUUUGUUCAAAGUGCACAGAGACAUACAGCUCAAUAAACAGAACACAGAGUGCUGUUUACACUGCCCUAAA
Messenger RNA from Betta splendens (Siamese fighting fish), 1237 nucleotides. RefSeq lists its product as uncharacterized. The record is from RefSeq and is a predicted model, not a curated record. Lineage: Eukaryota; Metazoa; Chordata; Actinopteri; Anabantiformes; Osphronemidae. The transcript has 3 exons. The coding region runs from base 386 to 970 and encodes 194 amino acids.